GACGCGACACCCUGUGGUCCAGAUCUUUAGAACACAAAGUUCUUUGUUUUCUAUUUAGCAUCUUUGGAAGAGUAUUCAUGCUGAUUUUGGCAGUUUUGAUCGUCAACCGGUUGCUGCGGGCUUCGGAGUUGAGAAUCAAGUAUAGUCAAGUAUUGGAUGAGUUGAACGAAUACAUUAAUAGAAAAAAGCUGCCUCCUUCAACGAGGAACCGAUUGAUCUCUUUCUACGAGUACAAAUUCCAGGGAAGAUUUGUGAGACCGGCGAAAAUUGAGAAAUUAUUGUCAGAUCGACUGAGGAAAGAGAUAAACUACCACUCGACCUACAAACUGAUCCAGCAGGUGCAAAUUUUCGAGGAUAUACCAACGAAGAUUCUGACAGAAAUUAUAAAUAACCUCAAGCCAGAAGUUUUCCUUCCAAACGAUAUCAUCAUAAGUGCUGGAGCACCAGCUGAAUGCAUGUACUUUAUUUCGACUGGAACAGUGUCCGUGACCACAGCUUCAGGUCGAGAGGUAUGCCAUUUGCAAGAAGGAUCUUAUUUUGGCGAAGCUGCUCUGAUAUUAAAUCAAAGAAAAUCGGUUUCUUGCGUCACCGCCCUGGAAAUAUGUGAAACGUACAAACUGGAUUCGAAAACAUUCAGGCGUUGUUUCAAGGAUAAUCCAGAAGUAUUCCAAAGAUUGAGGCUAGAGGCUGAAAGAAGAGAAGAGGAAUCGAAUAGACUAGAAAAGGAGUUCCAAGAAAUGCUGUUUCUCAGGACGUACCUUGGAGACAAGCGAAAAUUUUCAUUCGAAUCUGAGAGAGAUUUGCAUUCAGUUUCAUCGAAGACAUAAUAUUACUGAGUUAUGAGAACUAAAUGAUUUAUAUUCAAUUUUGUUCAGUUCGAAAUAUACUUCGAGAAUGA
Molecule: messenger RNA, 898 nt
Organism: Coccinella septempunctata (seven-spotted ladybird)
Lineage: Eukaryota; Metazoa; Arthropoda; Insecta; Coleoptera; Coccinellidae
Product: potassium/sodium hyperpolarization-activated cyclic nucleotide-gated channel 1-like
Exons: 4
Coding region: 78-827 (249 amino acids)
Source: RefSeq, a predicted model, not a curated record